UAGAUUUUCUUUACAUAGACCUCUGCACAAACGCGCAUCUCUCGGUCUGUCGAAUUCCCGAAACCCUAAUUAGGUUUUCUCAUUUCCGGUGAUUCGACGGAACAUCGUAUCUGGAAGAUUGUCGCGUGUCUUACUUCUCCACAAUCGUCGGUUUCAAGGGGCAGGAUGAGUUUAUCGUUUUCAAUUAACGCGAAAUCGCAAUCGAAUCGCCUCAAAAAGCCGACGGCAUCCUUCGCCGACGCCGCGGCGGCGCCGUCCGAUUCAUCUGCCCGGAACUACGUGACAGAGUUUUCCGCAAAAGCUCCGCCGCCGCCGGAGUCCAAGAUCAAGCCAAUUGAGCCGAACACUUGGCCGCCAAAUAAGAAACUCAAAAACCUCCCGGACCUUUCCCAACCAAACGAUUCGGUCCUGCAAUUCGAGGUGGAUACCGGCGGCAAGCCUGAGGCCGGCUCCGACACUUCCAUGGGUUACGGGCUCAAUAUCCGCCAACGGUCGGCCGAGGAUCCAACUCGAGGUCACGAAACAAUUGCGGAAAUGGAGUUGCGGAGAUUGAGGGAAGAUUUGGAGAAGCUUUCGGAGGAGCCUGGAAUGGAUGACUACGAUGAUGUCCCUGUCGAAUCGUUUGCCUUAGCAGUGCUUUCCAGGCAGGGAUGGAAGGAGGGAAGAGGAAUAGGGCGAAAUGCCAAAGAGGAUGUGAAAGUCUAUGAGAUCAAAAGGAAGGCAGGCAAAGGAGGGUUAGGGUUCACCGGAGAAUUACCGGAAAAUCGACUGGAUAACAAUGGGAAGAAAGUCGAGAAUGGGGAAGUUGAGAGGAAGAGAAGUGAAGAUCAGAAGGAGAAGAAAGGGUUUGAUGUGGGCAAAGAGGUGAGAGUUGUGCACGGAAAGGAGUUCGGAACAGUUGGGAAGAUCGUCGAAGUGAGGCAUGGGGGAGACACAUUGGUGUUGAGGAUAUCAAGAAGCAAUGAGAAGGUGAAAGUGCAAUCCCGGGCUGUAGCAAUGGUGGGCUCGGCCGAGGAGGAGAAGUGUGUGAGGAUGAUGAAGGAGCUGAAAACCAAGGAGAAAGAUGAUAUAAACGGCGAAAAGGGUAAAAAGCAGUCGAGGAAGAGAGGGCAUGACGAGAAGUCGACGACGGAUAGGGUGAAUUGGUUGAGGAACAAUAUUAGGGUGAGGGUAGUGAGUGAAGAAUUGAAAAAUGGGAGAUUGUUUUUGAGCAAGGGAAUGGUCGUGGACGUAGUCGGGCCGGGAGUAUGUGAUAUUUCGAUGGAUGGGAGUCGGGAAUUGGUACAAGGGGUCGAUCAAGAUUUAUUGGAGACUGCACUGCCAAAGCGCGGGGGGCCUGUGAUCGUGUUGUAUGGUAGACACAAAGGCGUGUAUGGGAGUUUGCUCGAACGGGACUCGGAUAAGGAGACGGGGGUAGUUCAGGAUGCCGAUACUCGGGAGAUACACACAGUGAGGCUCGAGCAGAUUGCGGAGUACACAGGCGAUCCGAGUGAUAUUGGCUACUAGGUAACAACGUUAUGGUUUGAGCUUUAAACAUUUUACGGUAUCUAUAUGAAAAUUAUAUGUGAUAUUGAAUGCAUUGAUGGAGUUUAUAUUGUA
Molecule: messenger RNA, 1599 nt
Organism: Andrographis paniculata
Lineage: Eukaryota; Viridiplantae; Streptophyta; Magnoliopsida; Lamiales; Acanthaceae
Product: protein MOS2-like
Exons: 1
Coding region: 166-1506 (446 amino acids)
Biological process (GO): mRNA splicing, via spliceosome
Cellular component (GO): spliceosomal complex
Molecular function (GO): nucleic acid binding
Source: RefSeq, a predicted model, not a curated record